AUGAGAGGCAUUGCUUGGAACUGUAGAGGGUUAGGGCAGACCUCUACAGUUCUUGAACUAAAGUCCCUGAUUAGAGCUCGCACCCCUGAUUUUGUCUUCCUAUUCGAGCUUAAAGUGGAUGCUACACCUCUGGUACGUAUGCUAAAAUCACUCCACUUUUAUUUUAAUAUUAUUGUGCCGCCUAUUGGUAUAGCUGGGGGAAUUCUCUUGGCUUGGAAGUUUGGAUUUGAUUUUGAGUGUAUAGAUUGCUCUCAUAACCAUAUCACUGGUCUUGUUUAUUCGGAUCCUCCGUCACACCCUUGGCUCCUCUCGUGUGUGUAUGGCCCUCCUUACCAAAAUGCUAAGAAGAAGUUUUGGUCUGAGCUGAUGGACUAUGGGGAUAGGUUUGGCGGGCCCUGGUUGAUAUUGGGAGAUACUAAUUUUGUUUUAAGUAGCUCAGAACGGGAAGGAUCCUCGGGUAGAGACCCCUUUAUCCCCUUUAUUACCGACCUUGUGGAUUCUAGAGGCCUUAUUAAUAUGCCCAUUCAAGGUGAUAAGAUGACUUGGGAUAAUCACCGUUCUGGUAGGAGCCAUGUGAAAUCUGCACUCCAUAAAGGUUUGAUUAAUGGAGCUUGGUUGAAUCUAUUCCCUAAAGUUAUUCUUUGCUCCUCCCAGACUUGUAAUUCUGAUCAUAGGCCUCUUUGUCUUCUCUCGAGUGGGGUGGAGCCGAAAUUUAAAAGAACCUUCAGAUUUGAGGAAGGUUGGACAAGAGAUGUAAGGAGUAAACUGGUGGUUACCAAUGCGUGGGUGUCGGUUGUUCACCCUUGGGCCCCAGCGCGAGUCUACAAGAAAGUUGGAGCGACUCGUGUUGCUCUUCUCAAUUAG
Molecule: messenger RNA, 864 nt
Organism: Cannabis sativa
Lineage: Eukaryota; Viridiplantae; Streptophyta; Magnoliopsida; Rosales; Cannabaceae
Exons: 1
Coding region: 1-864 (287 amino acids)
Molecular function (GO): catalytic activity
Source: RefSeq, a predicted model, not a curated record